Molecule: messenger RNA, 594 nt
Organism: Coffea eugenioides
Lineage: Eukaryota; Viridiplantae; Streptophyta; Magnoliopsida; Gentianales; Rubiaceae
Exons: 3
Coding region: 119-355 (78 amino acids)
Source: RefSeq, a predicted model, not a curated record
GUGUAUAAAAACGAGCGAUAUCAGCAGCCCCCAAACAGGCAGGGGCGUCAAAGAAGAGGGCAAAAUCUCUCUUCAAAGGGUCAGAGGGAAAGCAAUUCUCAGCAGCUAACAGGCAGAGAUGGGCGGAGGCAAUGGCCAAAAAUCCAAGAUGGCUCGUGAGAGGAACCUGGAAAAGAUAAAAAACGCCGGCAAAGGAAGUCAGCUGGAAACCAACAAAAAGGCCAUGAAUAUCCAGUGCAAGGUCUGCAUGCAGACAUUCAUGUGUACUACCUCAGAGGUGAAGUGCAAGGAACAUGCUGAAGCAAAGCACCCAAAAUCUGAUCUCUAUGCUUGCUUCCCGCAUCUUAAGAAUUGAUAUGAAAGUUGGCAACAACUUUUCAGGAUGGGUUUCGACUACGUCUGUGAUUUGUCAACAUUAGCGAGUUUGAAGCUGUUUCAGUGCUGUUACUGAGAUUGUGUUGCAACUUGUUGAUGGUUAUAACUAGUUUGAAACUCUUUGUGGAAUAUGUUGAUAAAUAUCUUCUCUUAUUCAAAAUCUGGUUACUAUCUCUGAAGGUGGGAAAAAAAAGUGGUUUUGCUGAUUCUUUUCCCUUC